Molecule: messenger RNA, 369 nt
Organism: Ylistrum balloti
Lineage: Eukaryota; Metazoa; Mollusca; Bivalvia; Pectinida; Pectinidae
Exons: 4
Coding region: 1-369 (122 amino acids)
Source: RefSeq, a predicted model, not a curated record
AUGGCAGAUGACUCGACGUCGUUGGUAAGAAAUCAGCAGACAACUGCCACCGAGCAAAAUGCUGUUUACCACGACAAAUGGCAGGGUCCUCGAGCCCGGUGCCUACAGAUCAUAUUCGUCGUCCUGAUUAUCAUAAUGGUUCUGGUGUGUGUUAUACUUGCCAUAUAUCGGGGAGUCGUUGUAGGAGAAAAUGGCGCCUUGUACUUCAUGCUGGGUGUCUGUCUCGUCGGAUAUGUGAUUCUGGAAGUGAUUCUGAUAAUAUUUAUCCGGCAAGGCGAACUGCCACAGGAGAAGACAUGGUUCCUGUAUUUCCUCGGUAUGUGUGUCUUUUUGGAAGCCAUCUUUACAGAUAUUCUGCUGUACAACUGA